AUGUCGGGAAGCCCAAUAAAAAUUGCUGCAAAGACAUUAAAUAUUGGAAGUAGAACUGUUGAAAGAAUAGUUAAGAAUGCUAACAUUGCGUCUCCUAAAAAACACCUGGCCGUAUUCCCAAACUAUUUGAUGACUUUGACAAAGAGCCCCACCCACCUUAAACAUGCUGCGGAGCAAAAUCAAGGAGCAAAACAUCGGUCCACCGUCGUUCUCCAGAGACACACUUUGGAGGUUACUACGAAAUAUGGGCGCCUGAAUCAAAAUUCUACUAGCGAUAACCCACGACCCGUCAUCUAUCUAGAUGAGUCGUGGAUUGGCUGCAACUCCGUAGCAGUUAAAGGAUGGAUGCCAAAAAUUAUGAGGACCAAGCGAAUGAAAUUAGACCACAGUUUUCCUCAAAAAACCGGAAGAGGACCACGGCUAAUUAUGCUCCACGCGGGAUCAAAAGACGGAUUUGUCCCCGGAGCUCUCCUAUUAAAAAGUAGUACAACCAAAGACGAAGACUAUCACUCCGAAAUGGACUCAUUUGGAUUCGACAAUUGGUUCCGAAAAUGCUUACUUCCCAAUAUUCCACCAAGUUCAAUAAUAGUUAUGGACAACGCAUCUUACCAUUCUACGACGGAUGCUCCCAAAUCGGGUGACAAAAUUGGGGUCAUGAAAUCGUGGCUGAAAAAAAAGCAAAUUCCCUUUGAUCAAAAAAUGAUAAAAAAAGAAAUAUGGAAACUUGUGAUGGCCGAGAAAAAAAAUGCAGAGCACUUGUUCAUUGACAGACUCGCUAAAACUCAUGGACAUGAAGUUCUGCGCCUUCCCCCAUAUCAAUGUGACCUUAACCCGAUCGAGCUUGUUUGGGGACAUAUUAAACAGCAUGUGGCGAAAUACAACACAACAGGAAAAAUUAAUGAUAUAAUUGAACUUGCUCAAGAGUACAUAGAAGCGUAUGAUCCGGACGUUUGGAAGAAAAAUGUUGUUCAUGUUGAAAAAAUUGCAAAUAAUUAUGAAAUUUUGGACGGAUUUCCAACACUCCCUCCUGAACCGUUCCAAAUUGUCAUUCCGUUAGAUGUAGAUGACACUGACUCAGAAACAGAUGUUAGUGACAGCGAUGACGACAGUGACCAAAAUGAGAUUAGUGACGAUCAGGAUGAAAACGAUCCCAUUGAACAAUUAAAUAAUUUAACUGACGAAACUCAUCAAUUAAUUCAUGAGACACCAACACAGUCAUCAAAACGACGGAAACAAGCUCUGGCUCCUCGUGUUUUAUUUUAA
This is a messenger RNA of Folsomia candida, 1263 nucleotides long. RefSeq lists its product as uncharacterized. The record is from RefSeq and is a predicted model, not a curated record. Gene Ontology annotation, molecular function: nucleic acid binding. The transcript is spliced from 3 exons. Bases 1 to 1263 code for a protein of 420 amino acids. NCBI's taxonomy places the organism in Eukaryota, Metazoa, Arthropoda, Collembola, Entomobryomorpha, Isotomidae.